Lindgomyces ingoldianus is the source of this 468-nucleotide messenger RNA. RefSeq lists its product as uncharacterized. Lineage: Eukaryota; Fungi; Ascomycota; Dothideomycetes; Pleosporales; Lindgomycetaceae. The annotation marks the transcript as partial. The transcript has a single exon. The record is from RefSeq and is a predicted model, not a curated record.
AUCCUCUCCAAGCAGACAUUCCGUACCUUUAGCUAUGCCUACCAAUCCACGUACAAGCCAUUGAUCUAUCAGCCAAUCGUAGACAGUUCUCACCACCCCCUUCACAUCAUCCGCAAACGCAUCCAAGGCGAACGCUCACGCUCAGGCUUGUGGUGGCAUGUCACUGUCGGCAACAAUUCUUCCAAGACGAAGGUUGUAAGGUCAUGGUUGAGGAGGCGGCUGAUAGUUGCCUUCAUCGAGGAGCUGAAGAGUAGGGGCUUUGAUCGGGAUGGAAAAUUUGUGGAUACCAAGGACAAUGCGCCACACCGGGAGGUUUUCAGGGAGUUGCUGGAAAGAGGGCAGAUACCUGAGUUGAAGGGCAGCUUGAAGCUUCAUGCUCAAGCCCCGCUGGUCACAGCAAAAUUCGAGGAUGUUAAAAGAGAGGCAGCAAAGUUAGUAGAGGCCCUUUGUCUGGGACUGGAGACAGAA